Messenger RNA from Actinia tenebrosa (Australian red waratah sea anemone), 608 nucleotides. RefSeq lists its product as uncharacterized. Gene Ontology annotation, molecular function: RNA binding. Lineage: Eukaryota; Metazoa; Cnidaria; Anthozoa; Actiniaria; Actiniidae. The record is from RefSeq and is a predicted model, not a curated record.
UGGGACAUAAUUAGRUAUCWGUUCCACGAUACCUUCGAUUKUAUAUACUCAGAAAUGUCUSGGUGUAGCGUUCGUGUUCGUGGUGUGCCAAAGGAGUUGUCUAAAACCGACUUGGAGAUCUAUUUUCAAAGCAGAAAGAAAUCUAAUGGUGGAGAUAUAGACAAGAUUGAGGUUGACCGAGACCGAGGCGAAGCAAGGAUCGUAUUUAAGGAAACUUCAGUUGCCGAGAAGGUCCUUACUAAAGCAAAACACGAAUAUAAAGGAGCUCGUUUAACUGUGGUCGAAGAAAUGCAGUCUAGAGAAGAUAGAACAAGUAAAAGACCCGGCGAUGAAGAAGAGGAAGAAGAUUCUGAGUGUGCUUCCGUUCUGGUCAGCGGUUUAUCUAGUAACACUACAAAGGACGCCAUACAAAUGUACUUUGAAAAUUCUCGUCGGUCUCACGGUGGUGACAUCAUAAACGUCGAACUCAAUGACAAUCAAGCUGUCGUUACGUUCGAAUCUCCAAAUGACGAUUUUUUGACGUUUAAACCCGAAGUGAGCAGUGGACCGCAUGGCGAACAAUGGUCAAGGUAAGCAACCUUAUUAUUCAUUCUUUAUUUAGCGCUUUC